Messenger RNA from Rhododendron vialii, 2937 nucleotides. Its product is annotated as protein STABILIZED1-like. The record is from RefSeq and is a predicted model, not a curated record. NCBI's taxonomy places the organism in Eukaryota, Viridiplantae, Streptophyta, Magnoliopsida, Ericales, Ericaceae. The transcript has a single exon. Gene Ontology annotation, biological process: positive regulation of primary miRNA processing; positive regulation of miRNA metabolic process; gene silencing by siRNA-directed DNA methylation. Bases 19 to 2820 code for a protein of 933 amino acids. Gene Ontology annotation, molecular function: protein binding. Gene Ontology annotation, cellular component: U4/U6 x U5 tri-snRNP complex; catalytic step 2 spliceosome.
AUUGCAUUUGGAGUCAUCAUGCAGGGCCCCGUUCAACACAGGGCUAGGCUAGAAUUCCUCAACGCGAUUCCCCCCCUCCCGAAUUACGUGGCCGGUCUGGGCCGCGGCGCCACCGGGUUCACCACCCGGUCCGAUAUCGGCCCUGCCAGUGCUGCUCCUGACCGGCCUGCUGCUGCCACAGUCGGGGUGGGCCGCGGGAGAGGGAGAGGGAGAGGGACGGGCGGGGAGGAGGAAGAGGAGAAUGAGGAUGUGUAUGAUAAUGAGAGUCAAAGGUUUGAUGAGUUUGAAGGCAAUGAUGUGGGUUUGUUGUAUGCCUGGGCGAAGUACGAUAAGGAGGAUGAGGAAUGGGACGCGGUGAUGGUGAAGAUUGAGGAGGGAAUGGAUAGCCGGAAGGAGAAAAGGGAGGCUAGGUUGAAACGGGAGAUUGAAGAAUACAGGGCGUCUAACCCUACGAUUACCGAGCAGUUCGCUGAUCUGAAAAGGGAGUUGCACACGAUGUCGCCUUCCGAGUGGGAAAGCAUCCCUGAGAGUACUCAUUCGUCGAGGAACAAGAAGAGGAGGAGGUUUGAGAGUUACGUGCCUGUUCCAGACACCCUCCUUGAGAAGGCUAGGCAAGAACAAGCACAUGUCACGGCAUUUGAUCCGAAGAGUUGGGCAGCCGGAGGGACAGAGACCCCUGGGGUUAAUGACUUGACCGUGGUGGGUGAAGGGAGAGGGACCGUCCUGUCGCUCAAACUGGAUAGGCUUUCGGAUUCGGUAUCAGGGUUGACAGUUGUUGAUCCCAAGGGAUACUUGACUGAUCUCAACAGUAUGAAGAUCACCAGUGGUGCCGAAAUAUCGGGUACCAAGAAGGAGAGGAUGGUGCUCAAGUCGCUUAUCCAAGCAAAGCCUGAAGAACCGCUCGGUUGGAUUGCUGCCGCUAGGUUGGAGGAACGCGCUGGUAAGAUUCAGGCUGCAAGGCAGUUGAUAACCAAAGGUUGCGAGGAGUGUCCGGAGAAUGAAGAUGUUUGGAUAGAGGCAUGUCGGUUGUCUAGACCUGAGGAAGCGAAGGCUGUGAUAGCAAGUGGAGUGAAGGCAAUCCCAAACUCUGUGGAGUUGUGGAUGCAGGCCGCAAAGUUAGAGCUCAAGGAUGAGAAUAAGAGUAGGGUGUUGCGGAGGGGACUGGAGCAUGUUCCUAGUUCUGUCCGGCUGUGGAAGGCUGUUGUGGAGCUUGCCCACGAGGAGGACGCAAGGCUUUUGCUGAUGAGGGCUGUGGAAUGCUGCCCUUUGCAUGUGGAGUUGUGGCUUGCUCUUGCUAGGUUGGAAACUUAUGACGUUGCGAAAAAGGUUUUGAAUAAGGCGAGGUUUAGUCUCCCCAAAGAGCCAGCUACUUGGAUUACUGCUGCGAAAUUGGAAGAAGCAAAUGGGAAUAAUGCUAGGGUGGGAAAGAUAAUAGAAAACGGUAUUCGAGCUUUGCGAAAGGUAGGUGUGGUGAUUGACAGAGAUGCUUGGAUGAAAGAGGCGGAGGCCGCUGAACGAGCUGGAUCUGUUGCCACUUGCCAGGCUAUUGUUCAUAACACCAUUGGGGUUGGAGUAGAGGAUGAAGACCGGAAAAGGACAUGGGUUGCCGACGCAGAGGAGUGCGAGAAAAGGGGUUCCAUUGAAACUGCCAGAGCCAUAUAUGCUCAUGCCCUUACAGUAUUUUUGACCAAGAAGAGUAUUUGGCUCAAAGCAGCACAGCUUGAAAAGACUUAUGGGACCAGGGAAUCUCUUGAUGCGAUGCUUCGUAAAGCAGUGACUUACAUGCCACAGGCUGAAGUUCUAUGGUUAAUGGGUGCUAAAGAGAAGUGGCUUGCUGGUGAUGUACCUUCAGCUAGAGCGAUUCUUCAAGAAGCCAAUGCUGCGAUUCCCUACUCUGAGGAGAUUUGGCUUGCUGCAUUCAAGCUUGAAUUUGAGAACCAUGAGCCUGAGAGAGCAAGAAUGCUUCUAGCUAAAGCACGAGAAAGAGGAGGCACAGAAAGAGUGUGGAUGAAGUCUGCUACUGUUGAGAGAGAAUCCGGAAACACUGAUGAGGAGAGGAAGUUACUUGACGAUGGGCUGAAAUACUUCCCUUCAUUUUUCAAACUGUGGUUGAUGCUUGGACAGCUGGAGGAACGCCUUGGUUACUUGGAAAGAGCUAAGGAAGUGUAUGAGUCGGGUUUGAAGCAUUGUUCCAGCUGUGUUCCCCUUUGGCUUUCGCUCGCUAAGCUGGAGGAGAAGAUGCAUGGGUUGAGUAAAGCUAGAGCAGUUCUCACGAUGGCAAGGAAGAAGAAUCCUCAGAGCCCUGAACUUUGGCUUGCUGCUGUUAGAGCUGAAUCAAGGCAUGGGAAUGGGAAGGAAGCAGAUAUUCUGAUGGCUAAGGCGGUGCAGGUGUGCCCCAAUAGUGGUAUACUGUGGGCAGCUUCGAUUGAGAUGGUCCCGCGUCCGCAACGGAAGACAAAGAGCAUGGAUGCGCACAAGAGAUGCGACCACGAUCCACAUGUCAUUGCUGCCAUUGCUAAGCUAUUUUGGCAUGACAGGAAGGUAGACAAAGCAAGGAGUUGGCUUAACAGGGCAGUGACUCUUGGACCGGAUAUUGGGGAUUUCUGGGCAUUGUUCUACAAGUUCGAAAUUCAGUAUGGAACCGAGGAGACUCGGACAGAUAUUUUGAAGAGAUGCAUCGCUGCAGAUCCAAAGCAUGGGGAGAAAUGGCAAGCACUGUCCAAGGCUCUGGAAAAUUCCCACCAGCCAACUGAAGCUGUUUUGAAGAAAGUAGUGGUCGCACUUGGAAAGGAAGAGACUUCUGCCAAGGGUAAUAAUUAAACAUUCGAUAUUUUCUUGUUUGUGUAACUGAGCCUUGAAAGGGAAGUACCACUAUUUCUAUACAGGAUUCAGUAGCUUUGCUGUUAUCCUACAGACAUCUUUUUGGGGCACUGAACU